Molecule: messenger RNA, 897 nt
Organism: Aspergillus mulundensis
Lineage: Eukaryota; Fungi; Ascomycota; Eurotiomycetes; Eurotiales; Aspergillaceae
Product: putative cellulose-binding GDSL lipase/acylhydrolase
Exons: 3
Coding region: 1-897 (298 amino acids)
Molecular function (GO): hydrolase activity, acting on ester bonds
Source: RefSeq, a predicted model, not a curated record
AUGAAGACCCUCCCCCUUGCCCUUCUUGCAGGUGCCUCAUCGGCCCUCGCGGUCCCCCACCAGCACACCUCCUAUCCAAAAGCAUCACCCAAAUACCUCAUCUCCUUCGGCGACUCCUACACGUCAACAAGCUUCAACAUAACCGGCGAGAAACCCUCCGCGGCUAACCCCCUCGGCAACCCCCCCUUCCCCGGCUGGACAUCCGCCGGCGGCGCAAACUGGAUCGGCCAGCUCGUCGGAACAUACAAUGACUCGUUGCUCUUGAACUAUAACCUCGCUUACGGCGGCGCGACGGUCAACGCGUCCCUUGUUGCGCCGUAUACACCCGAGGUAUACUCGCUUAUUGACCAGGUGGCCGAGUUCAACGAGUACUUGAGUCCGCCGCCAGACUAUGCGCCUUGGACUGCGGAGAACACGCUCUUUGCGAUCUGGGAGGGCGUCAACGAUGUCGGCGGAUCCUGGUACCAGCCGAACCCCGACGCCCUGGCGACCGAGAUCCUCCGCCAGCUCUUCGAGCAGAUCGAGCUGAUCUACGACGGCGGUGCGCGGAAUUUCGCCCUCCUCACUGUCCCCCCAACGGACCGCUCCCCCUACAUCACGCAAGGCCAGAACGCAGAGUACACAGUAACGCACCUAAAGGCCGCAAUCGCGUCCUGGAACACGCAGUUCAACGAGAAAGCGAGCGCCUUUGCAGCCGCUCACGCCGAUGCCGUCGUCAAGGUCAUCGACACCCAGCCUGUGUUUAAUGAGCUCCUUGAUGCGGGCGGCGACGCGGCGGACUGCUAUAAUGCGGACGGGGUCACUUGUCUCUGGUUUAACGAUUAUCAUCCCGGCCUUGCGAUUCAGGAUGCGGUUGCGCAGGCGGUUGCGGAGGCUUGGGGGUGUUUCUUUACCUAG